AUGACUUUAGGAAACAGAGCUUCUGGUUUAGUUGAUCCUUCAGUUGCAGCCACUCCAGCUCAAUUAACUCAGCCUAUAGCCCUUAGAGCUGAUAUGGAUGCAGAUAAUAACCUAAUAUCUGUUAUUCCAGCAUCAUCUCCUGAAGAUUCUCUAGACUCUCCAUUAAGGAAUAGAUCUAGACACAAAUCCUCAUUAUCAGCUUUACCAAGGCAAAGGAGUAGAUAUGCUCAAUAUGAGUCCCUUACUCCUUGGAAUUAUUCCACCAAUGUUGGAGGAUCUUCCAACACUAUGGUUAUGAAUCCUAAUCCAACAGGAAUUGAGUUCUUGACUACACAUAAACCAAUGUCAGUACCUCUAACAGGAGGAACAAAUCUUAACCCACCUCCAUUAACUAAUCAUCCUUCCAUGGUUCCAGCCCCUUCAGGUUCUGGGAACCCUCCACCUAAUCCUCCCAAUAGAGGAAAUGGAGGGAAUGAAGGAAAUGGAGGAGGAUUACCUUUCAAUAUUCCUAAUAACUCACCUCACCAGCCUAUGCCUAAUAGGUCUCCACCUACAGGUCCACCACCUCCAGGAGAACCAGGAGGAUCUGGAGGACCAGGAAGGCCAGGAGGACCAGGAGGACCAAGUAGUCCUAAUGGUCCUAGUGGUCCAGGAGGUCCAGGAGGUCCAGGAGGAAACUUUCCUCAAGCACCUCAGGCACCUCAAGGGAAUAAUAGAAUCACUGAUGUCCAUUUUGACUAUAGGAUCAAAAUUAAGGAUGUUCUCACUUCUUGGGAUGGGAACCCUGAUUCUUUAGUAGAAUGGGUGACUUCAGUAGACAGACUUUGUGAAAGAGGACCUUACAUUCAUGCUGAAAUUGCUAAACAACUUCCUUUCCUGUUUACUAAAGAUGCUCUUCUUUGGUUCAAUUCUAUGACUACUCCCACUCAGCAUUUUCUGAUGCAGAGAUGGAGUGACAUGAAGUUUGCUUUGGGAAGGUUCUUCCUUACUCAGCAACACUUAGCAUCAUUGAAGAGUAAGUUACAAGAAAUGAAGUAUAGGGAUUAUAAGCAUGAGAAAGAAUCACCUUUUCAAUUUUGCUGUCGCAAGAAAGACCUUAUUGACUUUUGCUAUAACUUUGAUGAUAUUGCUACUAUUAGUGAAAUUCUCAAAGGUGCUCCUUUACAAUGGCAAACUCUCAUCUUUCUUCCUGAACAUCUUAAUGAUUGGGAAAACUUUAUCAAUGCUAUUCAACAAAGAUCUGCCCUGUUGCAAGAUUGGAAUGGAUACAUUGAUGACAAGAAAGACAGGAGUAUGGGAAACUUUUCCUCAAGCUAUGGAAGGAAAGACCUUAAGAAAGCUCUAAAAGCUCUCAAAGCUGAAAGUAAAGCCAAGAAAAUUGCAAAAUCCCAUACUGUAAAGACUUCUACUCCUAGGAAAAGUUACAAAUUUCCUCAGAAUGACAGGGUGAUCUCUAAAGUCACUCCUGAAAGCAAAGGAGCAAGGAGUUGUAGACACUGUGGAAGUCCCAAACACUGGGAUAGAGAUUGUACUGGACCUAAAUCUUUGAACAAGAAAGAAGCUAAGACUUACUUUGCUUCUAUUACUGAUGAAGAUAAAGAAUAUAAUAGUCUGGCUAUGCAAGCUUUAGCUGACUGUUCUGAAUCCUCUGAAAAUGAAGAAGUAAGUGAAGAAUCUGAAAACUCCAAUGAUGACUCUGACUCUGAAGACUCAGAUUUGGAUUUUUAG
Messenger RNA from Rhizoctonia solani, 1728 nucleotides. Its product is annotated as Retrovirus-related Pol polyprotein from transposon. The record is from RefSeq and is a predicted model, not a curated record. Bases 1 to 1728 code for a protein of 575 amino acids. The transcript has a single exon. NCBI's taxonomy places the organism in Eukaryota, Fungi, Basidiomycota, Agaricomycetes, Cantharellales, Ceratobasidiaceae.